This is a messenger RNA of Megachile rotundata (alfalfa leafcutting bee), 1834 nucleotides long. RefSeq lists its product as uncharacterized. NCBI's taxonomy places the organism in Eukaryota, Metazoa, Arthropoda, Insecta, Hymenoptera, Megachilidae. The record is from RefSeq and is a predicted model, not a curated record.
UCUGGGCCUUUUCCUGGGCCUGAUCGUCACUCGAUGCCAGAGACGCGCACCGUCUCGUGAAAGUUGGACCUUAGUUCCUUUCGUGCACACCGUUCGCGUUCAUGCACACAUUUCGACCCUGAAUACUGGUUCAGUGUCGGGUUUCCGGACAGCUUAAGCUCUCCGCACAAUUGUUCUUUCACUUUACGUGUGAUACGACUGAUUAGACGAAAAGUGCAUCCUUUGGAUUGGUACAUGGAUUAUCAUUUAUUUCUAGGGCAAGUUUCAUCGCUACAACCAUGCGUCUACGAAUUCUUAGUUUAAUGUUCAUCACGAGUGUGCUAGUCGUGAAGGAGGUUUCAAGUCAUGGAAGAUUGAUAGAACCACCAUCGAGGGCCUCCAUGUGGAGGUACGGCUUCGAUACUCCGCCUGAUUACAACGACCAUGAAUGUUAUUGCGGAGGUUUUACCAGGCAAUGGCAACGGAAUAAAGGAAAAUGCGGAAUCUGUGGGGAUGCUUGGGACACACCGACGCCACGACAGCACGAGACAGGCGGCAAAUAUGGUAACGGUGUUAUAGUAAGAAAAUAUCGAACCGGAUCAGUGAUACCGGUGCACGUGGAGUUGACAGCGAAUCAUCACGGUUAUUUCGAAUUUCGUACCUGUUCGAUGACCUACAAAGACAAAGAAGUCGAUCAAGAAUGUUUGGACCAGCAUUUACUUCACAUGGAAAAUGGAACGGCCAGAUAUUAUCCUGGACCAGGGAACAAGGUUUUCGAGGCUUUUUACAAAUUACCGGAUGACCUGACUUGCGCCCAAUGCGUUUUCCAAUGGAAAUACGUGGCUGGGAAUAAUUGGGGCGAUUGCGGAAACGGGACAGGAGCCGUAGGUUGUGGUCCUCAAGAAGAAUUUCGUGCUUGUGCAGACAUCACGAUAGGAGACGAUGUAGAACCUUUGCCGCCAAGACCACCGGUAGAAACACCAGCGAAAGCUCCUGGAGAAAAGACGCCGACAGAACCAACUUGGGUGCCCGAAUCGAGUGGUCCUUAUUGGUUAUUCAGUAUUGUUAUCGCUGGUACGUGCCUGUUGGUUGUGCUGGCGGCUAUGGCAUUGCUUUACUCGUAUUACUAUCACGCUGGCAGAGCCAAAAAGUGGCUUAUGGCGAGGCGAUUGUUGGCACCUGAAAGCCCACCUGUCGCUCCACCCAGACAUAGAAAACACAACACGUCCAAUGCACAAUUGCAGCUGUAGACGAAAAUUUGGUAUUUAACGUAGGGUGACCAAAAUGCAUAAAAAAGAAAAGAUUAUGUAAUUUUAUAAUAACCUUUCUACAAUUUCACUGUGUAUUUUUAUUUAUGAAAAACAAAAUAUAUAAAAGGUCACCCUGAUUUAUUGUUAUGACUUUCUCAAAGUGAAAUUUUCUAUUUAAAAUAUUUUAGAUCAAUUCAGACUUUUUACUACACCGUGUGUUUUGUGUACAUGAGAGAAAUAUCUUGUAACAUUGUGAUGUAUGUAUGACAGCAAAAGUAGUCUUUGUUUACUUUUAGAAUAAAGAGCGUUCACGUUUGCUACACACGCGUACACAUCGUAUCGUUCUGUGUAUAUAUAAACUGUUUUACCAUUAAACGUAUUUAUUUUUUAUAAACACGUGGUUCCUGGCUUAUCCAUCGUAGUUUAAAUGAUAAUAAUCUUGUAAAUAUAUAUACAAGCAACUGAAUGAAACUAUGUGAUGGAGAGAAUUUUCUAACAGAUUGUGCUUCAAGUACAUGUAAGAAAUUUUUGUUUAACGUUGUUAUUUUUAUGCUAUACACCUUGGAGAACUCUGCUUUGAAAUAAAUAAGGUUUUAAAAAAUUCA